Mesocestoides corti is the source of this 1641-nucleotide messenger RNA. Lineage: Eukaryota; Metazoa; Platyhelminthes; Cestoda; Cyclophyllidea; Mesocestoididae. The record is from the annotation of a GenBank genome assembly.
AUGACUUUCCAACUCAAGGGCAGCUACAGUAAAAAUGCUCGAGGACAGGUACUUAUAGACCUUGUCUUCGAUUUUAUCGAACUCCUUGAACGGGACUUUUUUGGCUUGCAAUACAAUGAUUUUAACUGCAAUCCUGGACCUUUAUUGCGAUGGCUUGAACCCUCAAAGUCAUUAAAAAAACAGUUGAGGGGUAAGCUAUUACUUAUUACACUUGUCUCCUGGUAUUCUUCAUACAUGAAUCUCAUUUAAUCAUUCACGGACCCAGGCAUAACCAUGCACCCCCUUGUGAAAUCAAAUUUAAUCAGUCCUUUGUUGUUUUCUUGCAGGUACCUGGUUUACCUUCAAGUACGGAAGGAUGUGCUUAGCGGAUCAUUGACCGCGACUGCCCCAAUUUUAGCAAAAAUGGCCGGACUUUGCCUGCAGAGUGAAUUAGGCGAUUACUCUGUAGAGGACUGUAAGCCGGGUUACACGAAUCAUAUUCGUCUAGUUCCAAAUCAGACUUCCGACUUUGAAGUGGAAGCUACUGAGGCUCACAAAUCUUACCGUUCGUACGUACCUGCAGCAGCUGAGCUGGAGUAUCUCAAUAUUGCCAGGCGCCUCGAUCUAUACGGUGUUCAUCCCCAAGACGUAAUUAUUGGUCUCCCCUCUGUCCCAUUAGUUCCCCUCCCCAAACUGUGCAUUGGAGCGCACGGUAGUAAAUUCUACAAUCAGCCGAGCAACCCGAAAUGUCAUCUAGAAAAUUUUUUGAGUGUAAUUUCUGUAAAACACACAGAAUUCUUUCUUUUAUUUACCUCCAGGGACAACAUUGAGAGGAUAUCCUUCUCCAAGAAAGCCUUCGCUGUGCACCUAAAACGCCCAUCGAGAGCUUCUAGCCUUACAAAAGUGGAUCAUUCACUUGAGUUAUCGACUACCCUAGGCAACACCAGACUCAACCGAAGUCCCACAUUUACUUUUGAUUCUGCAAAGAGAGCCAAGGUCUUCUGGCAGUUCGCAGUGACCUGUCACACAUUUUUUCGAGUCAAGGAACCGACUGGAAUCACAGCUUACUCUGCUGUAAACGGUAAAAGCGGGAGUCAGUCGAACCCCAUUUCCGCCACCGCCGCUUUCUCGAACCCCCAGUUGCUUCCCUACUCAUCCUCCUCCCCAAGUGGCUUUUCUCGCCUAUUUCUUGGGCGCGGUGCCAGAACGCGGAGAAGCCUUAGCGUUGGCACAGCCGGCCCUGGGUUGGAGCGCACAAUGUCGACGUUAAUGGAGUUGCGACGGCGGUCGAGAAGCAUCGAGCGUGGUUUUCUUAGGGGUGUGAGCAGACGUUUCACUCGACGUCAAAAUUAUGCGCCACCAGGAAGCACACUGUCAGUCAGCGUUCUUAACGCCUACGAGUCUCGGGACAGUCUAGGGAUGCAGAGCGUUCCGUCUUUACUUGGUGAUACAACUCAACUGCAGCAUCAGCCACCGGACUAUGCUGCAACCACCCCCGACGAGGAUAUCACUGCGCUUCAACGACAGCACUCUGAAGAUCGUGGCUUGACUCAAUCUGCCACGAAAUUAAAAUCCGAUCGUGCGUUUCCCCGGAAGUUCAGGUCGUCAGCGCCUCCACUUUCCCGAGUAAGGGCUCUAAAUAUUUUAGUUCGUAACUAUUAG